GAGGGAUACUGGAUCUGCCAGGGACACACAAUCUAGUGUGACAGCACCCGGUGUGCUGUGCUGCCCUGCUGUGUUACAAGUAAAGAAGUGCCAGGGGACGCUGGGACUUGCAGGAUUCUCCUUGUCCCAGGGAGUACAGGAUAGCCUGGAACAGGCAAAGACUGAACCCACAAAGCAGAGCACUGGACAAAGAACCCGUGCAGAGUGACAGAUGACACCGGGAUCUAUUGGAGCUUGUUGAUUUGUAGGAAAGGUACAUGACAGCCAGGACCUAGGAGCAAGAGAUCACCCUGGCUCACACACAGCACAAGAUUCAACCACACUGAUUCUGCUAGAUCCAUCACAUGUUUCCUGUGACCACCUAUCAAAUCAAAGAAGCGUGAUUGUGCCUUGGCUGACCUCUUUUACGUUUAUGACUUUCUCUCUGAACUGGGGAUAAUGGGUUCUAGAGCUAUGGCUUUCUGGUUUCUUUUGGUUACAGUGGCCCUUGUGUGCAUGGACGCCUCCCAUUCUACUAAAGAGGUGGAAAAACCUAAAAUCACUAAGUGUCGAUCGCCGCAACAAGAAACUUUUAUGUGCUAUUGGACCUAUGGAGACUUCCACAAUUUAUCAGCACCAGGCCUGUUAAAGCUUCAGUAUAUGAAAAAGGACAUGAAUUGGACAGAUUGCCCUGAUACCAUAACUUCUGGGGAAAACAGCUGUUAUUUCAAUACAACCUACACAUUUGUUUGGACUGCGUACUGCAUACAACUAAUACAUGAAAAGGAAGUUUUUGAUCAGGAGUGCUUUAGCAUUGAUGAAAUUGUGGAACCUGAUCCUCCGAUUGCUCUCAACUGGACUGUACUUAAUCUGAGCAUGACAAAACUCCGUAUGGACAUAAAGUUAACAUGGAGACCUCCCCCUACAGUAGAUAUUAAAUGGAUACGCCUGGAAUAUGAAGUCCAAACACAAGAAGUCAAUGAUACAACGUGGAAAAUUAUGGAUCCAGUUUUUACUAACUAUGUGCCAAUAUAUGCUUUGAAAGUAGAAAAGGAGCAUUAUGUUCGUGUAAGAUGUAAACAACAUUUAGCCAGAGCAUUUGGAGAAUUCAGUGAGAUAUUACACAUACCAGUUUUAUUUUUACAAGACAUGGACACAAAUACACCAUUGCUGUUUUUUAUUAUAAUUGCAAUAUUUGGGAUUUUGCUGGUGUUGAGUUUUAUUCUUUUCAUCAAAAAGAAAAGGUUGAAGAUCAUAAUUUUUCCUCCUGUUCCAGUUCCAAAGAUUAAAGGGAUUGACCCUGAUCUUUUGCAGAAAGGAAAACUGGAUGAAGUUAAUUUUAUACUGGCUUCCAAUAGCAAUAACAAGCCACAGUUGUACAGUGAUGACUGGGUUGAAUUUAUUGAGCUUGAUCUUGAUGAUCUAGAUGAUAAAACUGAAGGCUCAGAUACUGACCGCCUUCUGGGAGAGGAACAUCGGAAGUCACACAGUUGCUUAGGUGUUAAGGAUGAUGACUCUGGGCGUGCAAGCUGUUGUGAACCAGAUCUUCCAGAAACUGAUUUCAGUAACAGUGACACAUGUGAUGGUACCUCUGAUACAGGACAUGGUCAAACCAUAAAAGAAAACGAAGAUCUUUUGUGCCUUGAUGAAAAACCAAAUGACGGAUCGCCUACAAGUGCCAAUGAGCCAGCUAAAGAAGAUUUGAGCACACAGCUUGAAACCAGUAAAAAAUGGCAAUUGGUUGAUAAUAACAAUGAAGCGAGCCAGCCAGCCUUGACCCAGUUAAGCAAAUUAAGAUCAAAGCCCAGCAUGGACUUUUAUACUCUUGUAACUGACAUAACACCAGCAGGACGAGUUCUUCUUUCGCCGGGACAAAGAAUGAAGACUGAAAAUGAAGAAUGCAGUCAACCUGCUGUGGCUCAGCCUGCAAACCCAAUUGCUAAUAGCCCUUAUGUUUGUGAGUCAGCUGUGUCAGCGUUUUGUGCAAUGAGCUUGCCAAGAGAGGGUGAGCCAAAUAUGAAGCAGAGUAGUAAUGAUGAUAGCCACUUCACCACAGAAGGCCUUAUCACCACUGCCAUGAAUGUACACCCUGCAGACAAAGCUUCAAGCUGUGAGAUACCCGUCUCAGACUAUACCUCUGUUCACAUUAUAAACUCUCCGCAAAACCUUGUGCUUAAUGCUACUGUGAUGCCAGACAAAGGGUUUCUCGCGCCAUGUGGCUAUAUGACCCCAGAUCAAGUGAACAAAGCAAUGCCUUAGUCAUUUCUUUUUAUGUGAUGGUAUUUAAUGGCAUGGGCUUGUACGUUAAAACCAAAACAAUGUAUAAUUGUGUUUUGUGGUUUAUAUUGUAAGGCUUAAGCUAAUAUGUUUAAUGUAAGAACUUGCCAAAACGUAUAUCAAAUCAUUUCAUUUAUUAACAAUGUCAUAGAACCUUAGAUUAGCUGUGACUAGUUACUGUUAAGUAUUAUUUUUUUUGGAAGACUAUGUGUCAAAUGCCUUGUUGAUUUAAAACAGGGUUUACACGCUGUUAGAAAUGAAAGGAUUUUUGCAGGAAACACACAAUGGGGCCGAUUUUAUUAAAGUGCGCUGUCAGCAUUUAUCAUUGCACAAGCAUUUCACUAGAAAUGCUUGUGCAAUGCUGCCCCCUGCACAUAUGUGGCCACUAGCAGGGGGUGUCAAUCAACACGAUCGUAUCCGAACGGUCUGAUUGCUGUCCGCCGCCUCAGAGGUAGCAGACCGCUGCUUCUUAACUCCUGUUUCCAGCAAGCCUGAAGGCUUGCGCGGAAACAGAGAAAUUGGGGCCCAUACGGGGCUUGUUAAUAAUUGUCUUUGAAUGAAAAGGAUAGAAGGGAGUUUAGCAAGAAAUGUUUGAUUUGAGCUAUUAUAUUUUACUACCAAUAGAAUUGAUAUCAUGAUUUUACUACACUAUACUGCAUGCUGGGUAAGUGUAAAAAUAAUCUGAAGAUAGAAUUAUUGCAGUGUUAAUAUAUAUGCUUAAGUCACUGCAGAUGCCACAAAUAUAUACAAACAAUAAUGAAUACCUCCAAUUUAAUUACUGCACACUAAAUACCUGCAGUAUCUGCUUAUGCACUCACACUUUACAGAUCUCUACAUUUGCAUUAACUGACCUUUGAGUAAAAAGGAUAUAAUUGAAAUAAUUUGAGUUUGUAUAUCAAUAGAAUGAUGCAUAGAAUACAUAGAAUAUCCCUAUUGAAAUGUUCUUUGGUCCAUUUAUGUUUUAACUAAUAUAUUUUUUAAGUUAAUUCAUUUAAUAAUAUUUUUCUUUCUUGAAACCAUAAAGUUUUAGAGCCAACGUAAAAACGUGACAACACAUUUUAUUUCUGUGAUUCAGACUCCAUAAUUAAAUGAAAGGGAGCUUGAAAGGAGUUUAGGGUCUGUUUCCAUCCAUUAGAAGAGCUGGUUGAAGAUCUUUGCAUAUUUUUAACAUUGAAGGGUAACGAUACCCAAAUGUUGAACCACUUGAAAGUGAUGCAGCAUAGCUGUAAAAAGCUGACUAGAAAAUAUCACCUGAACAUCUCUAUGUAAAAAGAAAGAUAUUUUACCUCAAAAAUUCCUCAGUAGCCUCAUCCCAUUGUAAAGGACUUCUAAGCAGCAAAUCAGUAUGUCUGUCCGGGACAGCUAAGGGAGUGAGCUUACGUGCACACUCAUCUUAUUUCCCUAUUCAGUUAAAGGAAGUUUACUAUGAAAUCUCCUGAGAGUUAAGUCAAAUCUCAUGAGAUCACAGUAAAAGAGUUCAUGACCUCAGCACUGCUGAUGCUAAUUGGCUGCUGUUUAUUUCUUCAUUUUUUUUUUUUUUUUUACCUGCAGCUAAGCAGCAGCUGAAGUAUAACUUUUUACACAGAACUUACUCCUACUCUUCCUUUUUUACAUAGAGAUGCUCGGGAUAUUUUCCUGUCAUCUUUUCACAGUUAUACUGCAUCAGUUUCAAGUGAUUUAGCAUAUGAGUAUUAUGUCCCUUGAAGGCUAUUGCAAUCAUUACAGAGACAUGAAACUAUACAAUUUCCUUUUGUGAUUCAGAUAUAGUUUAUAAUUAUAAAAAAAAGAAUCUAAUUUACUUAUGUUAUCAAAUGGAAGCUCAGGAAUAUGGAUGUCUCUGGAGCUCUAUAUGACAGCUGUUUUGCAACAGUGCUUUUAAAAGGGCAUUAAAGGGACAGUCUACACCUGAAUUUGUAAUGUUUAAAAAGAUAGAUGAUAUCUUUAUUAACCAUUCCCCAUUUUUGUACAACCAACACUGUUAUAUUAAUAUACUUUUUACCUCUUUAAUUACCUUGGGGUCGAUCCGAUAAAAAUCGUCGCCCGCAAAAGUUGGCGAUGCCAAUAUUUGUGCGGGUUUGGUAUCCUAUAUACGGCGUAACCUAGAAGUUAUGCACGUAUAUUUCUGCCGUCGCCCGUAGUUUUUUGGGCCAUAGGCAGGUAUACCAAACCUGCGCAGUUUGGUAUCCAAUAUACAGCGUAAGGACUUACGUGGCGAAAAUGGAGAAAUCUUACUCCAUUUUCACCUUGCCACAAAAAGCAGCCGUAAGAAGCCUUACGCUGACUAUUGGAGCCCCGUAACUCCCUAAACUGGCUGCUAAAUAAACCUAACACCUAACGCAUGCGCAAUGUCUAUCUACCUGUCAACCGCGAUCCCCCGCCGCAAUCCCUAAUAAAGUAUUUAACCCCUAAACCGCCGCCAUCUACAUAAACUAACCCCCCACUGUGAGCCCCUAAAACCGCCACCAUCUAACUGAUCUAUCCCCUACUGUGAACCCCUUACACCGCCGCCAUCUACCUUAUCUAUCCCCUAAUCUGACCCCUUACACCGCUGCCACCUAUAUAAAAAUUAUUAACCCCAUAAUCUAAUCCCCCUAUACCGCCGCCAGCUAUAUUAAAAUUAUUAACCCCUAAUUUAAUAUACCUACCCCACCGCCAGCUAUAUUAUCUAUAUUAACCCUAAGUAUAUUAUAGUUAAUAUAGUUAUUACAUUAUAUAUAUUAACUAUAUUAACCCUAAUUAUAUUAGGGUUAAUAUAGUUAAUAUAGUUACUAUAGUAUUUAUAUUAACUAUAUUAACUCUAUCUAACCCUAACACCCCUAACUAAAUUCUUAUUAAAUAAAUCUAAUUCAUAUUAUAAACUAAAAUAUUCCUAUUUAAAUCUAAAUACUUACCUAUAAAAUAAACCCUAAGAUAGCUACAAUAUAAUUAAUAAUUACAUUGUAGCUAUGUUAGGGUUUAUAUUUAUUUUACAGGUAAAUUGUUAAUUACUUUAACUAGGUAUAAUAGCUAUUAAAUAGUUAUGAACUAUUUAAUAGCUACCUAGUUAAAAUAAUUACCAAAUUACCUGUAAAAUAAAUCCUAACCUAAGUUACAAAUACACCUACACUAACAAUAAAUUAAAUAAACGACAAAUAUCUAUCUAAAAAUACAAUUAAAUAAACUAAACUAAAUUACAAAAAAAAAAAAAACACUAAAUUACAAAAAAUAAAAAAAAGAUUACAAGAUUUUUAAGCUAAUUACACCUAUUCUAAGCCCCCUAAUAAAAUAAUAAAGCCCCCCAAAAUAAAAAAAAUUCCCUACCCUAUUCUAAAUUAAAAAAAGUUCAAAGCUCUUUUACCUUACCAGCCCUUAAAAGGGCCUUUUGUGGGGGCAUGCCCCAAAGAAAACUGCUCUUUUGCCUGAAAAAAAAAACACAAUACCACCCCCCAACGUUACAACCCACCACCCACAUACCCCUAAUCUAACCCAAACCCCCCUUAAAUAAACCUAACACUACCCCCCUGAAGAUCUCCCUACCUUAUCUUCACCACGCCAGGCAAAGAAGCCCUUUUAAGGGCUGGCAAAAGAGCUGUUACUUUGGGGCAAUGCCACGCAAAAAGCCCUUUUCAGGGCUAUUUGUAGGGUUAGACUUAGGUUUAGUGGUAGGGAUAGUUUAGUAUUUUAGGGGUUAAAUAAUUUAAUAUAGAUGGCGGCGGGGUAGGGGGAUUAGAUUAGGGGUUAAUAAUUUUAAAAUAGAUAGCGGCGGGGUAGGGGCUCACUUUAGGGGUUAGGUAAGGUAGAUGGCGGCGGUGUUAGGGGCUCACUUUAGGGGGUUAUAGAUUUAAUAUAGCUGGCGGGCUCCGGGAGUGGCGGUUUAGGGGUUAAUACAUAUUUUAUUGUUAGGAUAGUGAGGGGGGAUAGCGGAUAGAGGGUUAGACGUGUCGGGCUAUGUUAGGGAGGCAUGUUAGACAGUGCGGGUGAUUUAGACUUUAGUCAGGUUUUGUAGGCGCCGGCAGCUUCUAACGUGCCGUAAGUCACUGGCGAUGCCAGGAAUUUGUACUUGCGCAGAUUUCUGGACAUCGCUGGUUUAUCCGACUUACGGCACGUUAGCAUCUGACGGCGCCGUAUAUGGGAUAGCUCGAGUUGCGAGCUGAAACUGCGGGCAACGCGGGUUCCCUCGCUUGCACCGCAAACUACGAUCUAUAUCGGAUCGCACCCCUUGUAUCUAAGUCUCUGCACACUGCCCCUAAUCUAUGUUCUUUUGACAGACUUGCAUUUUAGCCAAUCAAUGCUGACUCCUAGGUAACUCAACGUGCGUGAGCACAAUGUUAUGUAUAUGGCUCACGUGAACUAAUGCCCUAUAGAUGUCAAAUGCAUUGAAAUAAGUCGGCCUUUAAGGGCUUAGAAAUUAACAUAUAAGCUUACUUAAGUUUAACUUUCAACUAAGAAUACAAAGAAAACAAAGCAAAAUUGAUGAUAAAAGAAAAUUUGAAAGUUGUUUAAAAUUGCAUGCCCUUUCUGAACCAUGAAAGUUUAAUUUUGACAUGACUGUCCCUUUAAUAAGUAUUUUAACUAUGUAUUUACUGUAAAUAUUUCACAUUCCAAUGUUUUGUACAUAGCAGAAUAUUUUCUCUGUGUUUAUAUAUAGAUAUUCCUAUAUAUGUAUUUGUAUAUAUCUAUACCUUUAUAUAAGCAUAUAUAUAUAUAUAUAUAUAGUACCAAAAUACCAUCAGAUAUAUGUAGAAAUAUUUAUUUGUGAAUAAAUAGAACAUAUACUUGUAUGUGAAAAACAUUGGGAUGUGAAAUAUUCAUAUUGUCAUGAGUUAGCGCACAUGAGAAUAUCCAAUCGGGUUUGCGCACGAGUAGGAUACGUGCACACAAUAUUCUAAGUUCUUACUUACUAAACUCAAGCAUUAAUUAGCGAUCCACUUGUAAUCUCGCCCUUAGUGUUUAAUGUGUCUUAAAAAUGUUAUACACUCGAGUUACAAAAUUAGAUGCCAUGUUUUUCUUUUUUGCUUUAAUGUAGGUGUGUAGAAACCUACAUAAACAAUCCCUCAAAAAGCCUGAGAAAAAUAUUGUAUAGUUUUUUUCAUGUUUACCCAAUCUGGGUGUUAGAAAUCAGAUUUUUCUGUUACAUUUUGACACAUAAUUCAGGUGUCUUAAAUUAUUAUGACAGCCUUCUAAUGGAUUGGAUUGCCUUAGAAAAGGAAGUAAAAGGAACAUAAAGGUGCGAUAAUAAAAUGUGUUGGAGCAUUUGGUUAUUGCACUGUUUCUUGAACUGAGAAGUUUAGUUGUACAUAGUUGAGAAACUGCAUUGUACUUUCAUAAUUUAUUUUUCCUGCUUCUCAUGUAAUUUAGCUCUUAAAGUUGCUGUGGUUCCCUCUUCCAGAAAAACUGAAGUGCAUUUUAUGGAAUGCAGAACCCUCACUUUUGUAAAUGUAGUUGAUAAAUGAUGGUGCCUAAAUACAUUUUUUACAUUAAGUCGGCCCUGGACUACUAGUCAGAAGAUGAGCAUAGCCACUGUGCCGCUCUGGGAUGGCAUAUGUGCAUAGCCAUAUGAUGUUUACUUUAACUAUGUAUUUAAUUCCCUUUUGCAGAGGUAAAACACAUAGCUCUGUAUAAGUAAUAUGCCAAUGAUCAAAUGCUGUAGCACCAUUAAGCAUCUUAUUAUUGCUCCUUUAUGUACUUUUAAAUAUUUCAUGCCGCAAACUAAUGUAAUGGAGCAGAAGUUAGGAAAAUGCAUUUAAUAAAGUCAGUGUCUGGUUUUCAGACUCUGUUUAUUUGUUAACAUUCAAUGAUGAUUUCAUUUAUUAGGAAGAAAAACGUUUAAAAAGUAUUGGUAAACCUUGCUGGGUAUAGUCAGAAAAAGAAAAUCUUUAUAAUAUAUCGCAUGUAUAAUGUGUAUUGGGUAGUAAUCUUGUUGAGUCAGACCCUAAAUACCUUUGAUCAAAUCAUAUCUAUAAAAUAUGUGGGUUACAAAGGCACUUUUUAAAAUAACAAAUGUUUUCAUUUGUUUUAUUUUUAAAUAAUUUGUGAUAAAAAUUAAAUAUCUAUGAUUCACAGUUUGCUCACCUUUACAUUAAAAUAUUUAUGAAUUAACAGUUUUCAAUAGGGAAAUUAAAAUAAAAUAUAUAAUUUUAUGUAUCUUUUGCCCAUCAUAUAUAAAAAUGAAACUUCAAACAAAAGAGCUCAUUUAUUAUGAAAUAUAUAAUAUCAUAAUUUGAAGAGGAUUGUAUAGACUGGGCACAGCGCCAAAUAAUUAUUUUUGAUACAGUAUAUUUGAUAAUAACUACAUUUAACAUUUGAAAAGUUUUCAUCUCAAUUUUAGAGACUGUGAUAAAAUAGGCCUUGUUUUUUUGUGUUUUUUUUUUUGUAUAUGAAUAAUUACAUUAUAUUGGAUAUGCAGAAUAUGUGUAUUUUUAAAGAAGCAUUUACGCAGGGAAAAACAAUAGUAAAAGUGUUAUUAAGCUCUAUGUUUUUUACAGAUUAAAAUAAAUAUAAGGCGCUUUACCUUUCCUGCUAGUUUAGGGAUGGUUUUUAAAAUGUGAUUUUGAAGAAAUGUAUAAUCUAGAUGCUGUCUACACUUGCAUUUUUAUUUUAGGUUAAUACUAUGGCACAAACAAAUACGUAUACACUAUAAUAGCGGAUAUUCCAUACAAUGUGGACAUGCCAUCUAAUAUUUAGAGAUUAGUAUACAAUUCUUGCCUGUUAGGUAAUAAUAAUGGUAAAUAGCUAUUAACUUGCUGCUAAUUUGUGUCUUACAACUAUAUCAUUAUGUAUUAGACAGGCUGGACACUAACGGGUCUAUUCAAAAGAAGUUUCAUCCCAAUUAUUUCAUAUUUUUGUGACAUUUUACAGGUUAAAAAUGUUUAAUAGAACAAAUAUAACAUUUUUAAACUGUGAUAUUUCAGAAUGUUUACUUGUAUCAUUUGAAUAUAAAAUGUAUUAUUUGAUUUAAUAUCAGCAUUAGCAUUCAGAUGUUAGUUUUGAUAGUUAAAUUAUUCUUCUUUUCAGCUCAUAAACACUAUUAAAGUAAAGUAAAACAACAAAUUACAGAAACCAUUGCAUUUUUUUUUAAAUUUCUAAACACCUCUAAAAUAUUGUGACCCAUUUAUUAGACUAAAAUAAAACAAAACAAUGUUAGAUUAACUAAUUUUCAGUGUAUUAAAGGAACAGUAAAUACCUUAAAAUUUGUAUAUAAAAUAGUUUGUUAUGUAUAAUGAAAAAGCUCUGCAAUAUAUUUUCAUUAUUUAUUUUAUUCCUUUUUCAUUUAGCCAUGAAAAUGGAGCAUGUUCUAAUUCUUAGAACUUGAAAUGCACCCUGCUGACUUCUCAAGGCUAACCCUGCUACAUAUAUGUUCCUAAUUGGCUUUAUCAGUUAACAACUACAAAACAAUGCAUUUUAUACUAACUUUAUAGCAGUGGCUUGCCUUGAUUUCUGUUGACUAAAGCCCAGAUUGUCUCUUCCAAAUAAGGAAAAUGCUGGGUAACUAUUGAAAAAUAAUUGCAGUAAAAAGGAUGUUAAUUUGUUUUAAAAAUGUUUAGACUUGGCUGAUAUCUUAUUCCAUACCAACACAGCAGACAUGUCUUUUAUUUACAAGGUGUUUACUGUCCCUUUAACUUAAACGGACAUGGUACUCUAUAUUUUUAUCAUGGGCAUAUAAAGGGGCAGUAAGCGUAAAAAUUAAUGUUACAUAAUUCUGCACUAUUAUAUAUACAAACAGGUAUUUUUUUAUUAGAUUUUUAUGAAUUUAAACAGCUGCAAUUCCACAUUUUUCAUUAUUUUUUAAUGUUAAUUUGAUUCUGCUCCUAAAGCAUUAUAUCUGUUUAAUUUUCCUUUUAAAACAAACACCUAAUAAAUCUCAUAUAACUUAUAAAAAGCAAAAAAAUAUUUAUAUUUAAAUAAUAAAAAGCACCCACACUUUAGUUUAAUUAUUAGCCAAAUAUAUUGCCCAGAAUGUAAUUUAUUGUGAAUUGUUUUAUAUUUUUAUUUUAUUUUUUUUAAUUUUAAAGAUAGAUAUAAUUUGCUUUAUUGAAAUGCAACAUAAAAAAAGAAUAAGAAAAAAAAAUUAAUUUGUAUUUAAUAUUGCAUUAUAACCCAUUGUGCCUAAAUAUAAUUAUACUGGUUCUAAAAUAUAUUAUUACUAAAACAAACAUUUUAAUGUUUAGAUAAAAUGAGGAUUUCUAUUGAAUAGACCCACAGAGAAAUUAUAUGUUUUAUAUAAAAGAAAAGACUUAAAUGCUAUUAUCUAAGAAAGUUUUAUAGCCAAAAAUAGAUAAAUACCUCAAUCAAUUUCAGAAUGUCAGUUUGGUACUUUUCUGGUUAAUGAAGCCAUUUUAAGCCGUUAUGAUGUGUCUUUCAAAAUAUAUUUAACUUUCAUUACAGUUAUGUCUGUGUUAUUUCUUUUUUCUUUUAAACUUAAAUAAAUUUAUUUUCUUGGAA
This is a messenger RNA of Bombina bombina (fire-bellied toad), 10677 nucleotides long. RefSeq names its product growth hormone receptor (gene GHR). Lineage: Eukaryota; Metazoa; Chordata; Amphibia; Anura; Bombinatoridae. Bases 439 to 2238 code for a protein of 599 amino acids. Gene Ontology annotation, molecular function: peptide hormone binding; cytokine binding; growth hormone receptor activity. Gene Ontology annotation, cellular component: growth hormone receptor complex; cytosol; external side of plasma membrane. The record is from RefSeq and is a predicted model, not a curated record. Gene Ontology annotation, biological process: positive regulation of peptidyl-tyrosine phosphorylation; cytokine-mediated signaling pathway; growth hormone receptor signaling pathway. The transcript is spliced from 11 exons.